AUAGAUCAUAGAGAGAGAGAGAGAGAGAGAGAGAGAGCGGCUUCGGACUUGGGACUUAGGAGCAGCGAGGGAGGGUCGGCAGCCGGCGUAGUUCACCUGACAAGAUGGCGCGAGGAUUGAAGAAGCAUCUGAAGAGGCUCAAUGCCCCGAAGCAUUGGAUGCUUGACAAACUUGGUGGUGCAUUUGCUCCCAAGCCUUCGUCUGGACCUCACAAAUCCAGGGAAUGCCUGCCAUUGGUCAUCAUCUUAAGAAACCGAUUGAAAUAUGCUCUAACAUACCGUGAGGUCAUUUCCAUUUUGAUGCAACGACAUGUUCUGGUUGAUGGGAAAGUUAGGACUGAUAAGACCUAUCCUUCUGGUUUUAUGGAUGUUGUUUCAAUCCCCAAAACAAACGAGAACUUCCGUCUCCUCUAUGACACCAAGGGUCGGUUCCGUCUCCAUUCAAUCAGGGAUGAAGAGGCAAAGUUCAAGCUUUGCAAGGUCCGGUCUGUGCAGUUUGGACAAAAAGGUAUCCCAUAUAUUAACACCUAUGAUGGGAGAACAAUCCGUUACCCAGACCCUCUCAUCAAGGCUAAUGACACCAUUAAGCUGGACUUGGAGACCAACAAGAUCACUGACUUCAUCAAGUUCGAUGUUGGUAAUGUCGUCAUGGUGACUGGUGGAAGGAAUAGAGGCCGUGUUGGAGUAAUCAAGAACAGGGAGAAGCAUAAGGGAAGCUUUGAGACAAUCCAUGUCCAGGAUGCCAGUGGACAUGAAUUCGCCACUCGGUUGGGCAAUGUGUUCACAAUAGGCAAGGGGACCAAGCCGUGGGUAAGCCUUCCCAAGGGUAAGGGUAUUAAGCUCACCAUUAUUGAAGAGGCCAAGAAGAGGCAAGCAGCCCAAGCCACAGCCACAGCUUAAAUGGUCGUGGGUGAAAAACAAUCUUUGAACUUAUUUUGGCGAUGUUCACUUUUAUUCUUGUAGUCUUUACCAAUUGGAAUUUAUGAUGCAAAUUUUGUCUUGUUUAUUUUGUCUAUCGUUUCACAUCUUGAUACAAAUAAUUUAGUUGUUUCAACCCGGACUUUAAAUUCAUGUUACUUUUAAAGUAAACUUUUACUUGGCCA
This is a messenger RNA of Prunus persica (peach), 1102 nucleotides long. RefSeq names its product 40S ribosomal protein S4. The record is from RefSeq and is a predicted model, not a curated record. Gene Ontology annotation, biological process: translation. Gene Ontology annotation, cellular component: cytosolic small ribosomal subunit; ribosome. The transcript has 5 exons. Gene Ontology annotation, molecular function: structural constituent of ribosome; RNA binding. The coding region runs from base 105 to 899 and encodes 264 amino acids. Lineage: Eukaryota; Viridiplantae; Streptophyta; Magnoliopsida; Rosales; Rosaceae.